Puccinia graminis f. sp. tritici CRL 75-36-700-3 is the source of this 3375-nucleotide messenger RNA. RefSeq lists its product as uncharacterized. The transcript is spliced from 8 exons. Lineage: Eukaryota; Fungi; Basidiomycota; Pucciniomycetes; Pucciniales; Pucciniaceae. The coding region runs from base 1 to 3375 and encodes 1124 amino acids. The record is from RefSeq and is a predicted model, not a curated record.
AUGGCCAAAAGCAUCCCCAUCCGCCUCUCACGCGGCAAGCCAAAGGUGACUGAGGAAGACCAAGACUCCGAAACCGCCACACAACAAAAUCCAAAGACUUUUUUCUUGCCGACUAUGAAUGAAGAGACUUUUAUUGACCACGGCUGCACCUUGGAUGCACAGGGGUACCCAAUCUGCCCCAACGGAAAAACAGUCUUUGUGAAAUUGCCUGGCCAAACGAUCACCAACUUUGGCAAUGUUGGUUUUUCAAAGCGAACCGGUAGUGAGUACCGCUCAAAAGGCACCUGGAAGCUCAAGCGGAUCUAUUGUCUGGGUGUCCUUGCCUGCGACUUACCAGACUGUCAAUGGGCAGGGGCCCCUCCAACUGGCCGGGUUGAUAUGCGCGAGUGGUUAGAAGUGAACUCCCAUUGUCGUGGUGCACGCGGGACAUGUCCAGGAAACGUGGCACACAUUGAAUGCAAGCAGACCCUGAUCCGAGUCGACGAGCAUGUGCCUACAACAUGGGCAAUCCUACGUCAUCGUGGUGAACAUAAUCAUCCCUGGCCCGAGGCUAAGAAGCCAGAUUUGCUCUCGAGAGAGACUCUGAAGGCUGAGAUUGCAAAAAAUCCUAAAGCAGGUGCCUUUUCGCUCAGGAUCAGGAAGCCAAAUGCUUCGCAAGACACUUACAACAGUGUCUUGGACAUCCACCCUUCCCUUGGGAAUGCAGACCGAUUGCGGUAUUAUCGCAAACUGAUGCUCAAAGAACUGAACAUCACACCAGACCAUCUUGGAGGCAGUGUCGGUGAUCAGUUUAUCACGGACAUGUUCAAAUGGGUCAAGCGUGGCUUGCUGAUCAUCUCGUCGUCAUACUUGGAAGGCGAGGAGCAUUUCACAUUCCAAUCGGAAUGGAUGCGCAAACGUAUAUUGGCCCGGGACAUCGAUCACAAAGUUUAUGGAACUGGCCUAGUAUCUGAUGUGACGUACCGAUUUUUUCGGAAUGGCUACUUGCUUUCAACCUCAAUGUAUUGUGAGGAGCUGGCCAGAUGGAUUCCCAUCCAACUCACCUGGAUACGAGGACUGGCCGAGAGGUAUUACCAGAUCCACUUUGCGGUCUUGUUCCGUCAGUUUGUCAUUCCGGAUUUCACGGAAGCCGAACGGGAUGUCUUGGUCUGCAAUAUCGUAGACUUCUCAGCGGCUCAACGGGAGGGCUUUGUCGCUGCUUAUUGGGAAGUUUUUGGUAUGUGUGACAAGAAGGUUGUCCUUGACAAACUGCAAGGGUGUCAUGAACACUACCGUGCUCAAGUGACUCGGGUGAAAAGGAACCGCCAUGUUGUGAUGGCUGAUGAUGAGGCAAGUAGCGUGUUCCAGACCAUGUGCAUGGAUCUCAUCAAACAGCCGGCCGAAGGUGACACCAGCCACGAGGAGAAGAUUGAUGCCAUCCGACGUCGUUUCCCCAAGGCCAAACGUUGGCUAGAUUGGUGGACCAUGGCCGAUGUUGAGGCCAUGCUAUUCCCAUCUCGCCGUCCCAAGCUGGAAGAUGCACCCGAGGAUCAACAUCGACCGACAAAGACCACAAAUGCUCAGGAGAGUCUCCAUCGAUUAUACUACAUGCUCUCUGAAGGAAAAACAUGCCUCAUGUUAGGAAUGAUACAACUGUACUCCUUCAUCAAAGUCCUUGAGGAGGACUUUGAUGCCGUCAUGCGAGGAGUAUCAAUCGAAUAUGGAUCCAACCGAAAAGGUCAACCAGACAUAGCGCAGUCUUUGGGAUGGGAAAAGAAACGAAAACGAGCUCCAAAUCCAGCCAAACCAAUUGGAGAAGAAGUUCAAGUCCGACAUACCUAUGCCAACGAUGGAAGGGCGCCAGAUACGACUGAUUUGCUUGUCCCUGAGAUUGCUAAGAAGAAACUUGGACGGCCAUCGGGCUCAGCUAACGUUGAUCGUAACCCAUUCUCGACUUACCCAUCCUAUCGAGCCUCCAGCAAGGAGCAUUUAGCCAACCGCUGCUGGUUGGCUGCGGCUUUGGAGACCAUGUAUGCUCUGUACAGUCCCCUGUGGCAUCGUGGCUCAAGUGGAACUGGGACCUCUCUUUUCACUUCAGUGGUAAAGCACUUCUCGGCUCGAACCACCUUUGAAUUGACCCAGCUUGGAAGCAUCCGCGGCGUCCUCACCCAGGCACAAACAUCGCUGUUAACUCAAGCCCAAAACCGCUCACCAAAGAGCUUCAUCGCGGGUCAUUUUGCCUCUGCUGACCUGUUUAUCGAGCUCGUUCUGGAUCCCAAAGGAAACCCCAACCGAGGCCUAAAAGGCUUAUUCGAAAUCGAAGAGAAAAGGAUCCUGACUUGUGAGGUACAUCCAGCGGCUACUCAACAUCUCAAACGAGGGGUGUCCGUCAUCAGCAUCCGUCGUGAGGCUUUCAAUUGCAACUCAAUUGACCAUGCAAACGUUGCGGACCUCUUGAGCCAAUGGAAUUCAGUGGGCCUGCAUGGUGGGUGUGGACUACAGUGCAAACACUGUGUUGCUGCUCAGGAGACCGUACCCGGCCCGCCCAAGCGCUUGACGUCCGAGAUCACCAUGAUGGAGACACACGGAGAUCGAUAUCAAGAUUAUUCUUACAACCAGCACUCCACCCUUGGCUUUGUCAACGGUGAAGCACCCGCCCAUCUCUAUUUUUUUGUCGAUGUUGGAGGCAUUAUGGACCCUGUGGAUCAGCAACUGUUCAUGGGCGCAUUGGACUGGCCCUCAACAAUGUUCCUUUCCGGGGUGAGAUACGACCUUUUUGCUCGUGGAUAUUGGAACGGAAAUCACUAUUGGUGUAAGGUCGUCAAGGGGGUCGGCGGUAUGGUUGGUGUGUGGCUUCACAACGAUCGGGCAAAUGAUGGGUACGCUCGACUGGUCAGUCCAGACCCAAGUCAGCUUGGUGGACCUUCUCCAAACACAAGCUGGCUGAUGUACUCUCGUGGCUGGACCCCUAGCGAGAAGGACCAUGUGGAUAAAAUGAUGACUCAAAUCAAUAAAGAUUAUCCACAUGCAACCGGUCAUUCACCCUUUGCAAGUCUCUCUACAAUGCUGGAGUCUUUCAACAAGGACUCUGCAGUUUUGGAUACACAAAUGCCUGACCAUUCCGCCAACGAUUCAAUCGCAACAGAGCUAUCGAAGACGGCUCCGAUGAAAUUUCAAGAAACGAAUCAUCAAACGAAACCAAACCUGAAGUUGAAAAUCAGGAUGAACGGGCCAUCCUCGUGCGCCGCACCCCCCCAUAAAGUGGCUCAGGAUGAAAAGGGGCCAGUGGGACCUUCUGAACGGCCCGAGAUUGAUGCUGCUCGCCGGAGCAAGCGGGAAGUGUUUUGCAUGGGGCAAUUUUACAAAUUUGGGCCUCGUAAUGCCAAAGCCUUGUGA